Molecule: messenger RNA, 948 nt
Organism: Striga hermonthica
Lineage: Eukaryota; Viridiplantae; Streptophyta; Magnoliopsida; Lamiales; Orobanchaceae
Source: the annotation of a GenBank genome assembly
AUGAUGCCUUGGGGUUUGGAUCUAUUCGACCCGAGGACCGCCACAAUGGAGUCGGACUCAAGCUCGUCUCCGACCGGCGGCCGUGACCCGGACUUCGGGUUCGCCUUCAACGACAGCAAUUUCUCCGAUCGGCUCCUCCAAAUAGAGAUUGUCGCCGAUCCGCCCGACGGCCAAACGGAGCCGGAGGGCUGCCGGACCCUGGCUGAUUGGGCGGGGAGAAAGAGCAAACGACAACUUGAGGAGAAAAAGGGGAAUGCAUUGGAUAUCAACAAUUGUCCGGAAGAGCAGAUCUUGGAUUCUCAGCAGCCAGAUGUCGAUGAUGUUAAUGACGGCAUCGGUGAUGAGAAUCACGAUGAAGAAGAGAUUCCCAUGAUAGAAGAUUCACCACCAGUUGAUGAAUUUGCAAACAGUGAUGAUACCACUUGUUAUGAAGACUGUGCAACAGUUUUAAGAGUUAAAACAUUGCAUAUUAGUUCUCCCAUCUUAGCAGCAAAGAGUCCCUUUUUUUACAAGUUAUUCUCAAACGGUAUGAUGGAAUCAGAACAGAGACAUGUAACUCUGAGAAUUUGUGCCUCUGAGGAAAAUGCCCUUAUGGAGCUCCUGAAUUUCAUGUAUAGCAACACAUUGGCUGCCAAUACAACUACUGCUCUGCUCGAUGUGCUCAUGGCUGCCGACAAAUUCGAGGUGGCUUCUUGCAUGAGAUAUUGUAGCCGCCGCUUGAGAAAUCUGCCUAUGACUCCCGAAUCUGCUUUACUCUAUCUGGAACUCCCUUCGAGCGUACUCAUGGCUGAUGCGGUUCAACCGUUGACCGAUGCAGCUAAACAGUUCCUAGCUGCUCGUUAUAAAGACGUGUCAAAUGUGCCGUGGACUUCUUUCAUGGCGGACGAUAGCCUGUAUUUUAUUGGUGGGGUGCUGCAUUUGCGGGCCGAGCUUACCAUCAGGCAGUGA